Messenger RNA from Suillus paluster, 1074 nucleotides. RefSeq lists its product as uncharacterized. The record is from RefSeq and is a predicted model, not a curated record. The coding region runs from base 1 to 1074 and encodes 357 amino acids. The transcript is spliced from 6 exons. NCBI's taxonomy places the organism in Eukaryota, Fungi, Basidiomycota, Agaricomycetes, Boletales, Suillaceae.
AUGCCUACUCCCUUACCACAUGGAGCAGAGAGCAACAACUGUCAGGCAAGAAAACCUGCAACACAAUAUAAAGGGACCUCUCUAGGAACAAGUUCCCCUCAGCUCAUCAAACAGACCUCCCAUUUGGCUGCAAUUCCGCCUUCAAAUCCUGCAGCAUUGGAUCAAAUUUUCCAUGGUUUUCAUCUUGCAACAUCUUCCUUGACCUUUUAUGAUGUGUCCAUCAAUGAUUGGGAUUUCAUUAUGGAGGCCAUUGCUGAAGAUGACAAUCACCAAUUCAAUCGAUACAAACUAUCAUAUUCCCCAUUGUCCAACCAAUUGGUCGCAACCCUGCCUACUUCAAUCCAUGAGAAUAUUCUCAAGCUGUUCUUCAUAGUCCAGAUGAACUGGACCCUCAGGGGGGAGGGAGAGGCAGGGUCUACAGAGAAAGCCCUUGGUAUCCCUGAUGUGUUGGUUGAAUUCCACGAUGCAGACGGAGGGCGUCUGCAGCUUUGGGGGACCAAGGUUGCGUGUUCGCAGACUCAGGAUGCUGCCAUCACCAAACUCCAAUGUUACGUCACCUGUAACCAACACAUGCAGGCCGUCACACUAUUUGAUAUCUUAGAAAAUCACUGCUACUCCCCACCAGCAGAAUCAUCACAUCAAUUGUGUCCUGACAUGGACAUCACAAGCCUUGACAACCUGCAGUGGCUUUUCCAUCACACAUUUGAGAGUGUCAGGGAUGCCACCAUCAGCUACAUUGAAGAACUCAUGGUGGAAGAAGAGGAGGAAUCCAGUGCCUUGUCCAACAACUCUAACAUCACAGAUAAGUCCGACGUUGAUGAUGAAUCCAACAUUGCAGAGGCAUCUACCAUCUCAGAGGAGAUCGAUGACAGCCCUGACCCCUUCCAGCUUGUUCGUACGUGGGUGCCUCCAGUGUCGCCUAUAGACUGGAAGAAAUUCAUGGCCCACCUGUGGAAUGCUGCAUGGCAGACGGGCUAUACACAUUACUCCGCCUGGCACAAGAAUUUGAUCAAACGCAAAGCUGAAGCGGUGGAGAUCUCUUCCAGAGCCUCCAAGAGGGCUAGAUGGUCAUGA